GAGUUAUGGCUGUGGGCGGUUUCUCUCGCACUGUUGGGAAUCGGCGUCGCCGGACGGUCCGUCACACGGAUUGGCGUGGUGGAUAGCAUGUCGGACUAUCAAUCUAAGUACGCACUACGGCUGAUAAGUACCCGACCGGACGUUGCUGAAGUAUUGGUCACGUGGGUCGACGUGGAUAUAAAUGAGCCCUUCCAGGUUCAUCAAAAAGUUUCAGGUUUCCGUAACACCAGCUUGGACAUGUUACUAGUCUGUCGGCAAGGGCUUGGUAUUUGGGCCGCCAUGGCUUCUAACCAGCCAUCUAGCGUGAUAGCCGUCUACUCACCGGAAACAUUAUCCAUGAGAUCCAGAAGUGAUCAAGCACUUCAAACGUCUUCCACCAUAAUUUAUCAUGACAACAAACUUGGAAUAGAUGUCAAUCGUCCAAAGGUGACGUCACAACUGUACACGUCAGCGACACUGGAAACAAUACGUAACAUCACCCAGAGCCUGCAGUGGAAGUCUGUGGCCAUCAUCUAUGACGUAGAGGCUGAGUCGAUGGUAGAUGAGCUGAUUAUGUCACUGAACAGACAAGGUAUAUUUGUGAUGUCCUACCCAGAACAUGAAAUCCACAUGGUGCAAUCAAACAACCGCACAUUGCUUGACGAUAUUUACGAAAGUUUUGACGAAAAAGGGGUCAAUAUCACUGUCAUCUGUCAAGUCCGGUGUGUCCAGCGUGUCCUAAACAGGGCGAAUUUAUUUGAUCACAUGCGGAUCCACAAGCACCAGACUGCAAUGCGACAAAGGUCAAGGUGGUUUAUCAUCACAAGCUCUUCUGACCUUGACCAAGACGUUGGAGCUUACAGUUAUGACCUUGACAAUGUGGCUGUAUUCAAUCUCCAUCGCUGUGCUGUAAAAUUAAAUAACCAAGAUACGAAGAUGCCCUCCCUCCUCGACAAGGAUGGCCUGCAUUUAAUUCCCUCUGCUAAAAUAGUUGUCUCCACAAACGGGGCCAACGUUACUCUACCCGAACAAUCGUUCGACAAAGUAUUAGAGGAGUUUGUAGAGGAAGUGAACUCCGUCCCACUUUGUACGCAAUGUUCCCUCUACACUCUCAUGUGGCUUCCAAUUGGUUGGUAA
Mizuhopecten yessoensis (Yesso scallop) is the source of this 1116-nucleotide messenger RNA. RefSeq lists its product as uncharacterized. NCBI's taxonomy places the organism in Eukaryota, Metazoa, Mollusca, Bivalvia, Pectinida, Pectinidae. The transcript is spliced from 8 exons. The record is from RefSeq and is a predicted model, not a curated record. Bases 88 to 1116 code for a protein of 342 amino acids.